AAAGAAGAACCAGUAAAUGUUUUGCACACGUAUACAUUUCCUGUGAAUAGGACAAUAUUAGCAUAAUUUUCACACACGAUCGCUCUAAGUAUGAUGGACUAAAACUUUUUGUGGUUUGUCAUUGAACAAUAAUGGUAACCGACUUGUUUUAGGUAUUUACAGCGCUACAAUUUUAUGAUUUUGAGUAGUAGGAAUUGUAACAAUGAUGAAGGCUGACGAAAACACGCUCCUUCUGUCGUCAAAUAGUGACAGUUCACCGAUAAAGAUUGGAUUUCAGCCGUCCAGCUCCACUGAAUCGAGAGAAACACCACAUGAAGUAUCUUUUAAAUCAUUGUUUAGGUUCAUCGAUAAAACAGAUAAAGUGUUACUAAUUCUUGCAACGAUUGGUUGCUUCAUCUAUGGAUUUGUAUCCCCUGCACAAUUCAUUAUUUUUGGCAAAUCAACGGACGAUUUUGUCGAGUACACUCUGUGGAAAAUGAACAUCAGUAACUCAACUGAACCAGACCUUGAAGAAUCAUUAACAACUAUCGCGUUAUGGUACAUUGCUAUAGCUUUCGCUAACUUUAGUUUUGCCUGGAUGGGUCUAGGUCUUUUUGGUCUGGCAGCUCAACGACAAGCAUAUAAAAUGCGUGCAGCUCUUUUUCGAAAUGCUAUUUACCAAGAAGUUGGUUGGUUUGAUGAAAAUUCCAGUGGUGAACUCAACUUUAUUCUAUCAGACCAAAUUGAUAAAGUUGCUGAUGGCAUUGGUUAUAAACUGGGCAACAUGGUGUCCUGUCUUGUAUCACUGAUUGCUGGUCAUGUAAUUGGAUUCAUAUACUGUUGGCAAAUCUCUUUGAUCUUGGCGUCUUUGUUUCCUGUAAUGAUCGUACUCGGCACAUUUAUGGCAAAGGCCACAGAAAAGUAUACUCGUGAAGAACUUGUAUCAUACGGAAAAGCUGGGCACGUAGCAGAACAAAGUAUCUCCUCCAUCAGGACUGUAGCCGCAUUCGGUGGUGAACACAAACAGUCAGAAUUAUACAACGAGCAUCUAGGAGAAGCGUGUAAAUUAGCCAUAAAAAAGGGACGUGCAUCUGGAAUUUUCAUUGGCACGUUUAUGCUUGCGUUGUAUUCAAAUUACGGUAUAGCUAUCUGGUAUCUGAUACAUCUUGUAAAGAACGGAGACGCUUCACCAGGAGACGGUCUAACAGCAUUCUUCGCCAUUACAACUACGGCUGCAGUCCUUGGACAAACGGCAACAAGCAGCAAAGCUAUUGCUGCAGCCAAAGCUGCAGGGUACACAAUACUAAACAUCAUUGACAGACAAUCAAACAUCGACGCAUCUACAAAUAAUGGUUUGACACCAGUCAUCAAUAAAGGAGUUGUAGAAUUUCUUAAUGUAGAUUUUGUCUAUCCCACAAGAAAAUCUUUACGGAUUUUGCAGAACUUCAGUUUAAAAAUUCCAAGUGGAAAAACGGUCGCUCUAGUUGGCGAAAGUGGUUGCGGCAAAAGUACUGUAGUGAAAUUGAUCGAAAGAUUCUAUGAUCCAGUGCAAGGAGCAGUGUUCAUCGAUGGUUAUAAUAUCAAAGAUAUAAAUGUAUCCCAUCUUCGAGGUUUCGUGGGAAUUGUGAACCAGGAGCCAGUGCUUUUCUCAGGUACAAUUGCAGAGAACAUUGCCUACGGUUUUGAGAACGUUUCUCAACUUGAAAUAGAAGAAGCAGCAAAAUUGGCCAACGCUCACGAUUUCAUUAAAAAAUUUCCACAGGGUUAUCAAACACAAUGUGGGGAACGUGGAGCAAAAAUGAGUGGUGGUCAAAAGCAACGUAUAGCCAUAGCAAGAGCCUUAGUGAGAAAUCCUAAAAUAUUAUUGUUAGAUGAAGCCACAUCUGCCUUGGACUCUGAGAGUGAAGCUGUCGUACAGGAAGCACUAGACAGGGCAGGAAAAGGAAGAACAACAAUCGUGAUAGCACAUCGGUUGUCCACCAUAAAGAAAGCAGACAUGAUCGUAGCAAUAAGAGAAGGAAAAGUUAUUGAAACGGGUACUCAUGAUGAAUUAAUGUCGUUUAAUGGACUGUACAGCUCAUUAGUAAAACUACAGGAUCAGUAUCAGGAAGACGAUAAUUUUCAGAACAAAGAUGAUGACGACAUGGAUGCUGUCGUUAAAGAAGAGCAGGCUUUUCAAUUGAAAUCAUUGAGCACUGUAUCUCAAAGUGAAGACAAGUCUAGACACUCUCAACUACAGACUGAACAUGACGAUAUUCCAGCAGUGUCCUUUUGGACUAUUUUGAAAAUGAAUGCUCCAGAGUGGAAGUCUUUAUUUGUUGGCUGCAUUGGUGCUGGUCUUUGGGGAGCGUAUCCCGUCUUUUAUGGCAUUGCAUUUGGAAAAAUAUACGAGGCAUUUGGACACGACACAAGAAAGCCAAAGGAAAGAGAUGCAAUGGACGACGAGGCGCGAGAUUUAUUGUUUUUCUACUUGUUCAUUGCCUUUAGUUCAGGUUUAGGUGGUCUUCUAAGGGAUUGGUUUUUGUCCAAAGCUGGAGAACCUUUAACCCAAAGGCUAAGAGAGCUCUCGUUCUCAGCCUACAUGAGGCAGGAAACAUCAUAUUUUGACGUCACAUCACAUGGUACCGGAGCAAUUUGCACGUCAUUAGCAGUUGACGUCUCCGUUAUCAAAGGGGCAACUGGUCCACAACUUGGUCUCUUGUUGGGUGCGGUGGUAUCAGUGAUUGGUGGACUUAUCGUUGCUUUCACUGGCUCUUGGCAGUUGACUUUGAUUAUGUUGGGCUUUAUGCCACUACUUUUUUUUGCUGGCUUGCUGACACACAAAUUAUCAAAUGCCCUAAGACAUACUGCACAAAGUGACGAGAGUAUUGCUUCCUCUGGUCAGGUGGCAGAGGAAACAUUCUCAAAUAUCCUGACAGUUGUGUCAUUGGGACAAGAAAGAAAAUUUAUUCAGAAAUAUAAAGCAACACUUUCUAUACCACUAAGGAAGGCGAAAUGGACAAGUCAGUUCUCAGGUUUAGCAACAGGCUCAAUGAUGGGUACAGUUUCAUUAUCACUGGCAGUUGUUUUUCGUUAUGGUGGAUAUCUCAUCGUGAAAGGUGAUAUAACUGUCGCAGAAAUGAUGAAGUCAAUUGUAACAAUUCUAGUGGUGGCCAUCAUGAUUGGUCAAGUUGCUUCGAUUACUCCAGACUAUUAUAGUGCAAAAGUAGCAGCAGACAAAGUGUUCUACCUUAUUGGUAAUACACCACAUAUUGACUGCUAUUCAAAUGCAGGCAAAAUACCAAAUUCCUGUAAUGGUGAAAUUGAAUUUAAAGAUGUUCAGUUUCGUUACCCAACUAGACGAAAUAUGAAGGUUUUAAGAAGCCUAACCAUGACUAUCAAACCUGGUCAAACUGUAGCAGUGGUUGGUACAAGUGGUUGUGGCAAGAGUACCACUAUUGCCUUGAUUGAACGUAUGUAUGAUAUUAACUCAGGAUUUCUGAUGAUCGACGGCGAAGAUGUAAGAGAAUUAAACUUGAAAUGGCUUCGUAGUCAGAUUGGGCUUGUAUCUCAAGAACCUGUGUUAUUUGAUCUUUCCAUACGAGAUAACAUUGCUUAUGGUGAUACGACAAAGAUAUUUGCUGACAAAGAUAUUGAAAUAGCCGCUAAAUCUGCAAAUAUUCACGAUUUCAUUUCAUCCUUACCUAAAGGCUAUGAGACAAUGGUUGGUGACAAAGGCACCUUGCUUUCUGGAGGUCAAAAACAGAGAAUAGCUAUCGCAAGAGCGUUAAUUCGCGAUCCAAAAAUACUUUUACUAGAUGAAGCAACUUCUGCAUUGGACAGCGAAAGUGAAAAGAUUGUUCAAGAAGCGUUGGAAAAAGCAAGCAUUGGUCGUACAACUAUAAUCAUAGCUCAUCGUUUGUCUACAAUUCAAAAUGCUGACGCUAUAUUGGUUUUACGUAAAGGCAGAGUUGUCGAACGCGGAACUCAUCAUCAACUAAUGAUGAUGAAAGGAAUCUAUUAUGCAUUACAUAAAUCACAAUCUUAAGCCACAAUCUUAAAUCACAAUCUUAAACCACAAUCUUAAAUCACAAUCUUAAACCAGUCAACAAUGACGAUAAUUUAUUGAGUGACCUUUCCAAACCGCAAUUCUUCAACCAAAAUGUCUUAAAUGCUAGAGUUUAAUGAGCAGAAAUAUUAAUUAGGUUAAUGCUUAAAUUGUUAUUGAUAAAAGAGACAUUCUGACUUAUACAAAACACUGACUUUCUUAGCCCUUCAUUAAACUACAGCAAGAUGUUUUA
Molecule: messenger RNA, 4259 nt
Organism: Xenia sp. Carnegie-2017
Lineage: Eukaryota; Metazoa; Cnidaria; Anthozoa; Malacalcyonacea; Xeniidae
Product: ATP-dependent translocase ABCB1-like
Exons: 26
Coding region: 203-4006 (1267 amino acids)
Biological process (GO): transmembrane transport
Cellular component (GO): membrane
Molecular function (GO): ABC-type transporter activity; ATP binding; ATP hydrolysis activity
Source: RefSeq, a predicted model, not a curated record